CGCCCGCGGCACCAUGUCCCGCCGCAAGAUCUCGUCAGAGUCCUUCAGCUCGCUGGGCUCGGACUGCCCGGAGACGAGCCCCGAGGAGGAGGGCGAGUGUCCCCUGUCCCGCCUCUGCUGGAACGGCAGCCGCAGCCCUCCCGGCCCCGCUGACAUCCCCUUCGCCGCCGCCGCCGCGGCCAGCGCCGGGGCGCGCCGCGCUCCGCGCCGCCGGCGGGUCAACCUGGACUCUCUGGGCGAGAGCAUCCGCCGGCUGACGGCCCCCGCGCCUCAGACCAUUCAGCAGACUCUUCAAAAGACACUGCAGUAUUUUGAGCAUCAAGUUAUUGGUUACAGAGAUGCAGAGAAGAAUUUUCACAAUAUAUCAAACAGAUGCUCCUACACAGACUGCUCUGGCAAUGAAGAAACUGAAGAUGUCUCAGGAAUUCUCCAGUGUACGGCUAAUGUGCUUGGUCUGAAGUUUGAGGAAAUGCAAGAAAAGUUUGGGGAGGAAUUCUUCAAUAUCUGCUUUGAGGAGAAUGAAAGAGUUCUUCGAGCUGUAGGUGGGACCCUUCAAGACUUCUUCAAUGGCUUUGAUGCUUUGCUGGAGCAUAUUAGAACUUCAUUUGGAAGACAGGCCACCCUGGAAUCUCCUUCUUUCCUAUGCAAAGAACUCCCUGAAGGCAAUCUCAUGCUUCAUUAUUUUCACCCACAUCAGAUUGUGGGAUUUGCAAUGACAGGAAUGAUAAAAGCAGCAGCAAAGAAGAUUUACCGCUUGGAAGUAGAAGUAGAACAGGUGACAAACGAUAAGUUGUGUUCAGAGGGGACAAACCCAGGUAACUGCAGUUAUUUGACUUUCCUUAUCAAAGAACAUGAAAAUGCAAAUACCCCAAAAGCACUUCCACCAGGAACUUCCCAGUCCCCCUUAGACCUGAGGAUUAGUAUCAGCACCUUCUGCAGAGCUUUCCCCUUUCACCUGAUGUUUGAUCCAAACAUGCUGGUUCUCCAGCUUGGAGAAGGUCUUAGGAAGCAGCUCAGAUGUGACACUCAUAAAACGCUGAAAUUCCAAGAGUGCUUUGACAUAGUCUCUCCUAAAAUCAGUGCCACAUUUGAACGAGUUCUCCUGAGGUUAUCUACACCCUUUGUCAUUCGGACCAAACUUGAGGAUUCUGAUUCUGAAAGUAAAGAUAAGGUGAUGGAGAUUAAAGGACAAAUGAUUCAUGUGCCAGAAUCAAACUCUAUAUUAUUUCUGGGUUCCCCCUGUGUGGACAAGCUGGAUGAGCUGAUGGGCCGAGGCCUCCAUCUUUCGGACAUCCCUAUCCAUGAUGCUACUCGUGAUGUCAUAUUGGUUGGGGAGCAAGCAAAGGCACAAGAUGGCUUGAAAAAACGAAUGGAUAAGCUGAAGGCAACGCUAGAAUGUACGCACCGAGCCCUGGAAGAGGAGAAAAAGAAGACAGUAGAUCUCCUUAUUUCUAUUUUCCCUGAAGAGGUGGCUCAGCAGCUGUGGCAGGGGCAGCAGGUUCAGGCCAGGAAGUUUGAUGAUGUCACCAUGCUCUUCUCGGACAUUGUUGGCUUCACUGCCAUCUGUGCUCAGUGCACACCCAUGCAGGUCAUCAGCAUGCUCAACGAGCUCUACACACGCUUCGACCACCAGUGUGGAUUCCUUGACAUCUACAAGGUGGAAACAAUAGGUGAUGCGUACUGUGUUGCAGCAGGGCUCCAUAAGAAAAGCCUUAGUCAUGCCAAAGCCAUUGCCCUGAUGGCACUGAAGAUGAUGGAGCUUUCAGAAGAGGUUCUUACUCCAGAUGGAAGCCCGAUUAAGAUGAGGAUAGGCAUUCACUCAGGUUCGGUGCUGGCCGGCGUCGUUGGUGUGAGAAUGCCGCGCUAUUGCCUCUUCGGGAACAACGUCACCCUUGCCAGCAAGUUCGAGUCAGGAAGUCACCCACGCCGCAUCAACGUCAGUCCCACCACCUACCAGCUUUUGAAAAAGGAAGAAAAUUUUAUUUUUAUCCCUCGUUCCCGUGAAGAGCUUCCAGAAAACUUUCCAAAGGAAAUUCCUGGGAUCUGUUACUUCCUGGAGGUCAGGAGUGGUCAGAAGCCGCCAAAACCUUCCAUCACAUCUGCCAGAGUGAGAAAGGUGUCUUACAACAUCGGCACCAUGUUCCUCCGGGAGACCAGCCUAUGAGGCCUGCUGCAGAUCAAAGACUUGUCCAAAAAGCACAAGCCCAGAACUGGGUCAUGACAGGGGAGUUGGAGGUUCUUUGUGUUCCACUGCCUUCUUCUGAGCAGGCAGUAAAAAGCUCCAUGUAAUGUCAGGCAAUAAUCAUUUUAAAAGGUGGGUAACUGCUGUCAGUAAACAAAGUGGAGAUAGGGAAAAAAUAUUAAACAAUGUACUUCCACUUCCAGAGGAAUUUCUUUCAUAAACUUCAGUCUGGCCCCUCUACGGCAAACAAAACAACGAAACAAAGCCCCAACUCUCAAAUUAGAGGUUGGUCUUGUUUUGUGCAGAAAGGAUGAUGGUUCUCUGUAGAUUUGCACCAGCUAAGCAGAAUUGAGAGUCAGUUCUGAUUAUGCAUUCCUGUAUUUAAUGUGUUCUUCAGUAAGGUAAUGAUGUUUUUUAACUUUAUGAACAAGCAUUUCAUACAUAUACUGUAGAGCUAUUGUAACCUUCCUGGCAGGAGGAAUUAUGACUCAAUACAAAUAUUGUAGGAAUUUUACCUAUUUUUAUACAUAUUUCACUUUCUGGAUAAUUACAUUCCACAUACUGUAAGCUGAGUGAGCUUAGAUAGCUUUUCAGAAGAAGUUACUGUAUAUUUCAUACAUUCUACCUAUCAAACCUUAUUGUUAUACAAGUGGGAAGAAGGCAUUUCUUGACUUUUUUGGCAACAAAAAAAAAAUCAAUAUUUACAGAAUAAAACCCCCACUUUGAUAAAUCACUUUAUCUGGUUUUUAUGCUAAAGCUUUUGAUGAGCACUGUCUUCUUAUAUAAAAUAACGUUCAGUAUUUGUCCUACAGUCUUGUAUCUCCAGUCCUUCCAGGACAGUGUAAACAAAGUGCAGAAGAUCAAUGUGUGGACAAACAGAAAAGUUCUCUUCAAUGGGACUUGUUUUCCCUCUAAAUUAUCGGCCAAACUGGUUUUCAGUAAAAGCCCUGAACUUCUCUAAAAAUUUAGUCUUGUGCAAACUUAUUCUGAGGAAUUCCAGCAGACACUGAAAGCUCUCUGGAUGCUGUUUUCCACAUUUUUUAAUAGGACUUGUGCUCCUAGUCCAGAUUGAUUGUUGAAAAUCAAUUCUAUUAAUAAUGAUUGCUCAUUUGGAAACUUCCUCUAUUGUUGGAUUGGCUGAAGGUCCCCUGCUUUAUCUAGUUAGGAUCAAAAAAGCACCAAAAAGGGAAAGGCAGUACUUUUCCAGGUUUAAUGCAAAUGGCAGUUCAAGAUUUUUGUUAGUCCAAGACAAUUAAAAAAAAAAAAAAAACCCAAAACAAAAAUAAACAAACAAAAAAUUUUAAAAGGGCCAAUUCUUUGCUGUUGAAAAGUAAUAGAGUAUUGUUGUUUUCAGUUAAUCCAGUUCAAGCAAGAUGCGUAUCUGGAACAUUUUCAGGCAUUGUUUAUUUCUCAGGUUUUCUUUUUCACAAAUAGUGGUGGUCAGUUUUCCUGUGGGGGUGUGCUGCCUUUGGAUCAUGCUGGGAUGGGUGAUGCUGUGAGCUUGCAGACUGUUAGUUAAAAUCUGUGCCAUGAUUUCAAAGUGGCUUAGCUCACGUGGGCCUUUAAUCACUUCAAUCAGAGAUAAGACUCAGCAGCAACUAGGAGGCAUGAGAUACUCUGCAUUCUGCUAAUUCAGAACAGAAAUUAAUUUGCUUAUGGAUUUAGUAGUCACAACAUGAGGCACCUCUUGAAAAUAGGAAAAUAACUUUCACCACAUUUCAAGAUUAUCCAGCUGGUUCUUUCUGUGAAGGGAAUGACAGUUCUCUGUUUCUCCCCUUUGACCAGUAGCCCCUGAGAGCCAGCAUGGCACUGCUAGCCUGUGCUGAGAAUGUUUCAGGAUUCCUUUCCAUGAAGCCUUUCUGGGUGAGAAAGGACUGUCUUGAACCUUUACCAACUUCAGCAGGCAGAUGUUGUCUGCACUUAUCAUGCAGGGGUGAGUUCUUCCUUGCCUGAGGAGGGUAGGUGCAUGGGAAUUAGCCCAGAAACCUAUUUUAAUGCAAAUCCCCUCACUUUAUAGUGGGAUACUGAUGUUCAAGAUUUCUUCCAUUGGUAUUAGAGCAUUCUUGAGAUUAGAGGAGUUAUUUUCUAUCUGCCUUGAUAAACAGCAUAUGGACUUCUGUGGCCUGUCUGAAAAAUUACUAAAAAAAAAUCUGUUCAAGCUUGAGAUUGUGAAAUUCCCAUCCAAAUUACAGAUCUGAGAAUUUCCUGCACAGGAUGAGAAGCUUUAGCCUACAGCCAUUAGUUUGCACAUAGACAGGAUGCAGCAUGCAUUUUUUUACCCUGGGAACACCAGUGAGAUGUGUAAGAAUCAUAAAUGGAUCAAAGUUCAUGUUUCACCACUGAAAGAGGAAUUCCACUUCCCAGCUAAUAAAUCCAUAGUUCUGAUGGCAUUACUUAGUUCCCUAGAGUGAAUUUUUUUCAAAUAGCCAUUAGUAGAUUUAGAUUUAAGUCUAACUUCUCUGGCACAUCUUCAUUGUUCAGUAGCUGCUGAUGUCAGAGUCUCAAUCUAUCUGGCCAAGCCCUUUUUCUCUUGUCACCACCCACAGUCCUAUGUGAAGAGUACAAAUUUAGAAGUUUAGACCAAAAGCUUGUAGUUCAAUAUCUUGUCUCUUACAGUUGCCAAUAAGAAAUGUCUAAGUUAAUUCUGCACCAGAUCUUGAUCAAUGGAAACAUUUUCAUAAUGAAUGAUGGAUAAAUGCUAGUUUUACUGGCAAAUGGGAGAAGCAACCAAAACCAGUUUGUAUCACCAUCCUCAUCGUCUCAGAGACUUUUUGAUGUAUAAGGAGAUUUAAAACCAGAGAGAUCUGUAUGAGAACUGAAAAUUGGUAUCACCAUGAAUACAUUGAUAAUGUUUGCAAAUAAAUAAUCUAGCUCCCCAAAUCAGAGUACACUGAUUGUAUAAAAAUAUGCAGUCUUUGUUUUUCAUAAGCUUAUGUGAAGGGAACAUAUCUAGAACUGCAGUGCAGAUAGAUACUGCUGGGUAUUAUGUUAUUUGUGUUAUGGUGAGGGAUGUUAAUGAAAAAAGUGUGGGCUCUCUGGGGACAUUUUACUGUGUCAGUGUGAGGAAAGUGUAAAACAAAUUCUCAGCACUUUCUAAAUUAGUAGUUGCAUCUGCUGCCUUUCAUGUUAGGUUGCAAGCUUAUUUUGUUGGACACCUUUACAAAGUUAAAUGGAACUUAUUAUCAAGAUUGAUGUUGUCAUGUCAAUUAGGUGGUAGUCAGGCUCGACAUUUCUCCAACAACACUUACUUUUAGUGAUAGGGAAAAGGUUCUCAUUUUCCUGGUGUUGUCUUCAUAAAUAGAAAUGUUCUCAGAAUUUUGUACCUUGAGAUGAUGAGGUGAAGAGGUUUGAGGUGCUGAAAUGGUUACAGAAAUCAUAUAGUCUAGUUGGAAUUUUCUUUCAACUUUUUACUUCCUGUAAAACAGAUGAUCUUUGGUUCCUCUGGGUAAGAAUUUACAUUCUUGUGUUUUCUUCACGUAGCUGCAACAAGCCACAUCUGCUGUCUUGAGUUUCUGUGCAGAACAAAUCCACCCUCUCUGAAGAGAGAGGGAGGAGAUCUAUUUUGUAUUGCAUGUACAAGGCACAGGGAAGGUGAUGUGAGGACCCCCCUAGCUGGGUUCAUCAAUCUCCUUGGGACCAGUUUCUUGUACAAAAAUCAGGAGGCCAAAGUAAAGAGACUCCACAGCCAUUUCCCCUGCUUUUUACAGAUCUUGUGUCAGAUUUUUCCAUCUGUUUGAAGCUCCCCAUCACACAGGCUUUUCUGUGAUGCAGUUCCUAGAGAUCAUGAACUGAGAGCAAAAAGGAAAUAGUGAUGAAGUGCUAGGGUGGUGGAUAAAUUUUGUUCUGCAUCCCUCUGGUAAAAUUUGCCAUUCAAAGACAAAAGCCUCUGCAUGGGAGAAUUGCUACUAAGCCAGGACACUCAAAGUGUGGUUUUCUUGCAGGAUCCCAAAGGAUGUUUCAUUUUUAAUUCCAGAGAGCCAAUAGUCAUUAGCUGUGAUUGUGGUUUUGGCUUCUCUGCUCAUUCCCACAUUCAGUUUCAGAUCUGAGUCUGUUUUGAAGCCUGGAAACACGCCUCUGCAAACAGAAAACCAAAGCUCUUAAAACUUGGAAAUCUUGUAUGGGAAUUGCCUGUUUUGAAGAAAUGCUUGUGAUUGAGUCAUUAGCAGUCCAUGGCAGUUCAUGUGUGUGCACAUGCCAUUUCACAGUGCUAUCUCCUCUUACAGUGUUCCCUACCAAGCCCAACAGCAGGAUGGGGCAUGUUUAACAUCCAUCUUCCAUUUUUUUCCUGUAUGAAGCAAGCAAAACCAUGACAUGCUGCAUGCAUUUAAAAGUAUCAGCACUGCACUAAGAUGUAAACUCUGAUAACCAGUUUCACAUUGUAUAUUUCUUGCUGUGAAUACAUCCUUCUCUCAGGCAAUUUAAAAAUUAAUGGAAAAAAAAUAGCACCCAAAACUGCUGUGUUGCAUUGCAAAUGAGUCUGAGACCUGCACUGGUUGUUGGGGUAAGCUGAAUUGCUGGACAACUUUCUGAUUCUUGAGCUGCCACAAGCUGUCACAUGCACAUGCUUCAUGCAGACAAUCCUGUCAUGGAAUCUGUAAUCCAGCAGCAGGGACACCUACUGAGUUUUCCUCUUCUAGUCUGAGGGCACUGCCUCACCUCUGCUGAGUGCACAGAGCUCACUGAGGAGAGCUAGUUCCCUGUCCUAAUGCAGUCUCAGAGCUCCUGGCUUCCUUUCUGGAUUCUGGCGAUCUUCUGCAAAAUUGUGCAUGUGUAGUAUUGGAAAUAGCAGCGUGCUUAAAUUAGCGACAAAACAAGAAGCUAAAAAAAGCUUGUCAAACUCAGAGACAGUUGGUUCCUUUCCCUUGAGGUAAUACAUUAUUCAUAAUGCUGUACAGGAUUGAGGGUGCCAGUGACAGGAGAGGCUAUGGAUGAAUUGAAGAUGCUGAGUGUGCAGUAGACUCAACAAGUAGGAGUGGAUCGGCUUCUGCUACUGUUAACAAUUCCAUCAUCUUGCAUGCUAUGUCCUGCUUUUGUCAGGGUUCUGCUCUCCAAAAGAUUUCCACUUACCUUCCCUUAGCUCGCUGUAUGUGACAUCGUGAAUAAUCCCUAUUGUUGUUCUAAUUAGCUGCUUACAUCUAAAGAAUAACUGGGGUUAAAGGGCUGAUCUUACUCUUCUUGCAGCAAAGACAAAACUGCUACGGUGGCACAGCAGGCACUCACAUCCUCAGAGAGGGAAAAGACUGCAGUGCAAGUUUCCACUGGUGGAUUUGGAUGAAGUCAUUGCAUGAACAGCCCGUGGCAUGUUUUUUAGUUUUCACAAGCACCAAAUUUAUCUGUGCAGAUAGGAGUUACUCCUUAACGACGUUAUUCAUUUGCAAUGCAUGAGCAGGCUUACAACAAAAAUCUGUGAAGUGUUUAACCUCAUAUGCAUGAUUGAUCUUUUGUGGCUUGGCUGUUAAUCCUGCUUGAAAGCAAGAGAGAUAGGAAUGCAGCAGUUCAGUCACAGGCAACAGAUCAUUCACCUCUGCAGAUGCUAACUUGCUCCUGUGGCUUAGAGAGGUUGACCUCCAGUUCUCUGUGGUCCAGGUUAGUGUCACUGUGUCACCAGAGCAACGAAAUGGCCUCUGAAAACAGCUUGAGGCAUCUCAGACUGCUUCCCUCUGGGCUGGGGUUCGCAUUAGAGAGCCCAAUACACCAUGUGAUGCAAAGUGGCAACUUUGUUGGCAGCCUUAACAAAAGGAUCAGUGGAGGCAGAUGUUAAACCAGCUGUUUGCUCCGGGGAUUUUAGUUUCCAAAGGCAGACUGAGGCUGAACGUGUUUUAAUUCGGACAAAAAGAAAAGAGAGGAUUUCAGAGAAAAAAGUGUCUUGGCUAGCAAGGAGGCAGUGCAAUUAACAUUAAUCAAGAGGGACAUGCUUUUUACCUUGGCUGCAGCAGUGCCUUCUGCUGUCUGUCCCUCUUUGGCAUUCCAACAAUCAAAAUUUCUUUUGAAAACUGCAGGAGGGGGUAAGCACUUCAGGCACUUGUCCUUUCUGCUUUAGAAAGAGUAUGAGGCUGCCUAAAUCCUUGAGUGUGCUUAACUUUCUCGGUGACCACAGACAGCAAACCUAGACUAGACAUCUGUUUUUUUAGAUGGCCAAGAUAAGGGAGACUGAUCCCUCUGAGUGACAUUCUUUUCAGCCCAAGUGCGGUGUCUCUGAUCUUCUGUUGUGCUGCUUUUCAGCAUCUUGCACUGGCCAGAAUAAAUUGAAUCCAACCAAGUGUCAGAGGGAUAGAUAAGCAUAUUCCAAGAUAAGUGAAGUGUUACCCCUGUAGCCAUGGUGACUGCUGCAAACAUGGGCUACUGUGGUUCUGCAGAUCCCUCCUAGGCUGAAGACCCUGCAAGGGUCUGAACCCUUUGCAUGUGGUAUCAGCACUGCCAGUGACAAGUGGGAUGCCAUUAGGAGUGUGAUUUAUGAAAGGUUUUGAGCUUUGAGCCCCUAGCCCAGUUAUACAAAACCUGUGUGCCACAUUCACCUGAACUGUGUGCCAGAAUGCCUUCAUAAACCUGAUCCUGUAGUCUAGAUGGUAAUAACACAUAGAAAAUAGAUUCCAAAGAACAGAGAGAUGGCUGCCAGGCUAUCAUUAACACACGUUUUGUGGUUUUGUGAAUUUGCUGGACCAAAAUUAACUUUCUAUUAGCAGAAGGUGUCACACUGAGCUUCUUGUUUUCUAGAUAAUUAUUCCUUAGCAAUACUCUCUAAUGACUACUCUUGAAGCAAUAAAUAAAGCCAUGCUAAUCUCUUCUGUGUAGGCUCCUGUACAACACCUAUCACCUUAACAAACCACUUUUCAGCAGGACAUUAAAUAGCAGAAUAACACCCUGACAUGUACUGUUUGUCUUUCCAUCCUCUUCCUCAGAGAAGAAGAGCAUGUAAUGAAAUCAUAUGAUUUUUUGAGGUGGUGUUUUUUUCUUAGUUUUCUAAAAGUAUAUGUUGCUAGUCACUUAAAUACGUAAGAGCAAAAUCAGAACUAUGGACCAGAAUUAGAAAAGAGUUUUGGAUGUAAAAAGUAUUUUAAAGACUGUCCACUAAAUAAGACUGGUCUCAGAUUCUAGAAACAACAGCAUGGGUAAUAGAUGUAAGAUAUACCCAGGAAUGACAAAUAGGAGUAAUAAACCAGGCAGGUAUAUACAAUGGAUUAUUUCUGUUUUAUACACAACAGUAAAUAGAUGCUUAAACUGAUUAAUACCCACAGAGGGCAAAUACUGUUUAAUCCAUUUUGGCAUUUUUUUUAUUACCAGUACAUCCCUGAGGUAUUUUUUUUCCUUCCCUAAUGUGAUUGGAACAUACUGUUAAAUCAAUAUCAGAGUUUCUGAACUUACUGCAAAAGAACAAGCUUAGGAAUAAAUAGCUAUCAAGGAGAGAUUUUUUUAGAUGUGAGCCAUUGCAUGAGAGAACAGAACAUAUGGAAAAGAGAAAGGAGGUACUGACAGGUAUAUUUAUUUUAGAAGUUUCUAUGGCACUUCUGGUUGAUUGAAAUAAUUCUGAAACUGUACUUUAAAAGCAUGGCUUCUCAGUUCAAAUUAUUUGCAUUUCCUAAGAAGAAGCAGGUAAUUUUUAAAUUGACAUUAAGGGUCAUACUUCUUAAUCCCAUUUUCUCUGCUUAAGCACAACCUCUUUCUGAAAGCUGAAUCUUUGCUGAGUGAUCCUGAGGUUCCAGAUACCUAAAUAAGAUUUGGAAAUGUGGGUUAGAAAUCCCCCCUCUAAAUUAAGUCCCAUGUGCUUGUCAGUGUUUAAGUGUAUAAACACUGUAGGAAACUUCUUGUAGGUCCUGCAAGUGUAUAAAUAAGAAGCAUCUGAAGAAAGUGAAGUCUGUGUGUAGGAGAGGGCAGUUGUACAUAGAUAUGGUGCUGAUGUUAGUUUUCAUCUAUUUGGAAGCUGGAUGACACAGAAAUUAUUCACACAAAGUGCAAGAAAAUAUUGCACAUAGUGUCAUGAACUCUGAGGGUGUAAGAUUGAGUUUUAGAGUCUGUAAUCCUUAAAGUUUUAGUGGAAUUGCAUGAGAAAUGCAUGAUUUUUGAGUUUUUUAUUUUAAGUAAGAGUUGAAUCUCUACUUAUGGAGAAAAAUUGUGAGGGAAAAAGAGAAUCUAGAACGUCUAAAUCCUGGAGGUAGGGAUAAUAAUUCCUCCAUGAGUUUCAAUACUGAAUGCCACACUCGAUGUGAAAUAGGGCAAGUGAGGUACUUUGCCAACUGGAAAUUUGGAGGUGGUAGUAAGAAUGUCUUUUAAAAAGUAUAUAGGGAUAAAUGUUAGCACUUUAUAAAAAAAUGGAGACUGCUUUGUUCUGUAAGUAAAUAUUGUUUAGAAAUACCUAAACAGAAAGAAAGCUUGGAAUAUUGUUGUAUCAUAAUAAAAAGGUACAAAGUCUGUGAGAUAAUCUGCAGUUGACACCCUUUCUUUCAGAAACAGGAAUAUAUGGAAUUUUCAAAUGCACAUUCAACCAAGAGUUGUCUUCAGUAAAUUUCCAAGAAUGUGGUAUUUUACCCAGUAGCAGAAAUGUCAUGCAGACCAUGGUGGGUAAGGCCAAAAUUUAACUCAGUUGUUUAGAGCUUAGUAAGAGAUACAGAGCAUCCCAAAGCCAAGCUUUAAAUAUGCUCACUGUCAGGACAGCAUUGUGCCUUUUACUGAAGUCUCAACAAAACCCAUUCUAGACAAAACUCCCAUCCUAAUACAUGACAUUUAUACUGUCUUGCUGAAAAUUAGGACCUCUCUAAGUUGCAGACAUUAAUGUCUUUGAUGCUAGAAUAUUCCUUAUUAUUCUUAGUCUCACUGUGUCCAAGUUGCACUGGGGUCCUCUAGAGAACCAAGGAUUUGGGGAGUUGCUGUAAAUAUGAGUGGAACUCAGCUGAUCUGCAUUUAGGUAUCUAAAACUUAUGUCUGGUCUGAGCUAGUCAGGUCAGUUCCCUCUGCAGUCAGUGCAGACAUCCUGGCAUUUCAAAGAUGGAGCAGUUCUGGAGAAAGUCUUAGGGAUGAGAUAAGCCACUGCCUUAGCUGUUCUCUUCUCUUCCCUCCCCAGUGACCUCUGGUUCAGAUUAGCUGCUGUGCUGCAGGUGAGAUAAAUUCCACUGCUGUUAAGAAUGAGAAGAUGUAAAAAAUAGAUCAAAUGCAUAUGGACACACAGACACUGGGGCAAGGGCCAGGCUUUAGCCAGAAAUA
Molecule: messenger RNA, 11377 nt
Organism: Serinus canaria (Common canary)
Lineage: Eukaryota; Metazoa; Chordata; Aves; Passeriformes; Fringillidae
Gene: GUCY1A2
Product: guanylate cyclase 1 soluble subunit alpha 2
Exons: 8
Coding region: 14-2164 (716 amino acids)
Biological process (GO): response to oxygen levels; cGMP biosynthetic process
Cellular component (GO): guanylate cyclase complex, soluble
Molecular function (GO): guanylate cyclase activity; heme binding
Source: RefSeq, a predicted model, not a curated record